This is a messenger RNA of Hemicordylus capensis (graceful crag lizard), 1476 nucleotides long. RefSeq lists its product as uncharacterized. The record is from RefSeq and is a predicted model, not a curated record. Lineage: Eukaryota; Metazoa; Chordata; Lepidosauria; Squamata; Cordylidae. The transcript is spliced from 9 exons. The coding region runs from base 187 to 1422 and encodes 411 amino acids.
CAUUUGCACAUAACACUGGCACUGCCAAACUUCGGAUAGUGGUGGCGAAAUACACUACAAACUGAAAUCGAAUCGGAGUUUCGGGAGAGAAACCUCGGGUCCCUUUUGGGUCCAAACUGUAGUUGCACAAAUUCAGACAUACAAAAAUUUCAGCCUGAGGCCCCAUCAACUCUGGUUUUGCGUUACAUGAGAAUGGGGCCAGUGGGACAUUCUGAAUGGACUCUAAAGUUUGGCCGAUGUGUUUUCUUUGUCUCUCUAUUUCAGAAAGUUCUGCUGAACCUGACAGUCUUGUGCAUCACCUGGGCCUUGUGCCAUGGAUUCUGCAUUCGCUACGGACACAGAGCAGAGUUUAUAAAUGGUAAAACUGUGGCUCCAACUGAGUGUACUGAUCCUUACGAUAAAACCAAGCAUCCAUUUGGAUCUACGUGGAAUACAGAGCAUUGCAUGAGAUGUGACUGUUCUACAUCUGGAAUGGGAUGCUGCUCCAGAUAUGGUGGCAUCGUGGAUGUUCCAGGAUGCACCCCUGUUCGCGAUCCAGAUACAUGUACAUAUAAGUUCUUUGACAGCAACAACCCCCAAAAUCCAUGUUGGUACACAGGGAAGGAGCCACACAUGAGCCUGGUCUCCCCGGCCAGGCAAGGCCCCCCGGCCACCGCUGGCCUUCCCUUUCCGGGCCGGCCGCUGCCACCUGUGGACUCCGCGGCCGGGCCGGGCCUGCCACCGCCUCUGUCCUCCCGCGACCCUGUCUCCAGCCGGGCCGCCGCCGUCCUCCGCGGCCGGGCUGGGCCCUUCGCCUUCGGCCUCCGUGCUGCCGCCGAGCUGGCGGCUCAGGCAGGUCCUGGGAGCUUGGGAGGUCCUCCUGAGGCGGAGGCAGCAACAGGAAGCCGCCUCUUGCCAAGUAGCGCUGCAGGCGGGCCCCAGUGCCCUCUCGGCUCCCAUCCCGCUCACUGUCCUUCUCCGAUGCCUUCGCCACCACCUCCUCCUGGCCCGAGGGAAGCAAGGCUGCCCCAGCUGAUGAGCGAGGCAAGAGAUCUGGUGGAAUUGGACGUGUUCCCGGCUGUGCAGCAGUUGUUGAUCCGGAAACGUAAACUCCUCUUCAGCCUGGCCCUCUUUUGCCUUGCCCUGCCUUUGAGCCAUGCAGGUUGCUUUACGACACUAUUUAACCCAGAAUUGAAAGAUGGUAUUUGGGUGUUUCCAGAUGGAUGUGCCGAUCCUUAUGAUAGGACCCAGCAUCCAGUUGGGUCUAUGUGGAACUCCGCUCAUUGCAAGAGAUGUGUCUGUGGUAGAGGAGAAAUGGAAUGCUGUGACAGAUUUGGUGGAAUUGCACAUUAUGCCGGCUGCGGAGGAUUUGUGGAUCCAGAAACAUGUAGAUAUAAGUUCUAUAGGCUUGAUGACCCCUCCAAGUUGUGUGGCGUGAAUUAAAAACCAGCUUCGUGCCCUUCGUAUAUGGGCACUGGAAUAAAUCAGUCACUUGCA